This is a messenger RNA of Cephus cinctus (wheat stem sawfly), 2863 nucleotides long. Its product is annotated as malate dehydrogenase, mitochondrial. The record is from RefSeq and is a predicted model, not a curated record. NCBI's taxonomy places the organism in Eukaryota, Metazoa, Arthropoda, Insecta, Hymenoptera, Cephidae. Bases 699 to 1898 code for a protein of 399 amino acids. The transcript has 6 exons. Gene Ontology annotation, cellular component: cytoplasm; mitochondrion. Gene Ontology annotation, molecular function: L-malate dehydrogenase (NAD+) activity. Gene Ontology annotation, biological process: tricarboxylic acid cycle.
UGUUUUCCGUACAAUCACGAUUUACGUUUCUGUUUUAGUAUUUAUGAAUUGAGAACAUAUGGCAAUCAGUUCGCUGCAGACGCUCAGCUCUCUUAGAAGAUUCUUCUUCUUGUUCUUCUUCGUCGUUGUCGACGUCGCCAUCAUCGUCUACUUCCUUUUUUAAUUCUCUUCUCGUUUUCGUUAUAGUCGCAUUACUACAUUCCAUACUGGCGCCACCGUGAGAUCCUCUUUUCCGAUUCACUUGAUGUUCUUCUCAUUAUUUUUAUUUCUUGUUUGCGUAACUCUUAACGCCGCACUCCAGGUCUGUACUAGGAUGAGGAAAUGAACAAAAAUAUCUUACCAGCGGCAACUAUCCGCUAUAAGGAAACUUCACGUGAUCAUUUUGUUAUUCCUGGUUACUUCCUCCGACUCUCCUUAUAUUCUCUGGAAAGUAAACGUUACGUGGAAAUGAUUUAAACUCUAGCGAACUUGCUAAGCCAAUUCUAGAUUCUUAUUCGUUUCCAUUUUCUUUCCUAUGAAACUUAUUUAUAAGCAACGCAUAACCAAGUGCAUUCAGUGGCAAUGGCCGAGAAUUCAUGGAUAAACUUUACACUCGUUUGUUUUAAACGUUAUAACCGUUACGUAUUUCAUAGACAUUUUAGAAAUUAGUUAUUUCGAAAGCUAUUUUGAUAAAUUUUCAUGAUCCUCCUGACACAAUCAUGCAUCUCUUGGAACACUGUAUCGUGAUCACAAAGCGUGUAUUGAAAGAGUCAAGAAGAAUGGGAAUUAGAAGAAUCAAUGUAAAACCUUUAAUUUUUUCUUCAAAAAAUAUUCAGGAAACUAAAUCUCAUCAUACUGCCGCAGUCAAUUCUAAAUGUAUGAAAGUAACUGUCUUAGGAGCUGCAGGUCCAACUGGUACCGCCCUUUCAUUGCUUUUGAAACAAUCAUCUCUAAUCGAUGAAUUAGCCGUAUACGACCGGAGUUCCAUGGCUGGCCUAGUUUUGGAAUUGAGUCACAUCGACACAAGAUGCAAGGUCAAUUCGUGUACUGGCGCAGCAGGCAUUGUCAGCGAAGCAAAUCUUAAGGAAGCUCUGCAGGAUGCAAAAAUCGUAAUGAUAACGUCCGAAGAUGAAGCUUUUAAAAAAAUCACGAAAAAUCAAGAAGAACUCUUAAAGAGAAAUGCAAAUGUUAUUUCGGAAUUGGUCCCAAGUCUAAUGAGAUACUGUCCUCGAGCAAUGAUUGCUCUGGUAUCUCGUCCCAUGAACAGUCUGAUACCCUUAAUCUCGGAGAUGUAUAAAAAAGGUGGAUUCGAUGAGGAUACAGUGCAAACGCAUCUUUUCGGCGUGACGUCAUUGGAUUGUGUACGUGCUAAUAAAUUCGCUGCAGAAAUUCUUGGGAUAGGACCGGAAUGCGUGCUGGUUCCCGUAAUUGGCGGAAGUUGCCCGAAGACGUGCAUCCCUUUAUUUUCUCAAAUGAAGCCCAGCAGCGAGUUGACGAACGAAGAGAUUGGCAAACUUACCUAUUCUGUAAAAAUGGCGGAAGAGGAAGUCGCUAAAGAAUAUGGUCGAAAAGGUAGUUCAUCAUUGGCCAUGGCUUUUGCUGCAGCUCGAUUUUGUAUAUCACUUUGUAAAGCGUUACGUGAUCAAAGAGGAGUAGUGGAGUGUGCUUACGUGCGAUCCUGCGUUAUACCGGAAGUGACGUAUUUUGCAGCUCCGUUAGAAUUGGGUCCGAAUGGAGUGCAAAAGCAUCUGGGUAUACCGGCACUCUCUGAUUACGAGUGCAAGAUGUUAACCGCUACGAUUCCCGUUCUCAAAGUGGCUAUAAGGAUGGGCCAAGUAGUUCUUCUUGACCCUGGCACUUGGUCCCAAAGGAAUUUCUACGGAGACGUGUCCUGUCCCAGAGGAUCCUUGUGUCAAUAGAAAAGUGUCUUCGAGUACAUCCGACCGAAUUUCACGUGGUCCAAUCUCUACGGCUUAAUUCAAGUUUGACUCAUGUGGUGUCAAGGCUCCCAACUUUACAAAAAUACAUGCCAAGUUAUUCCUAGCCUUGCUGGGUAAUUUUAAACUCAAGCCGUAUGAAACGCAUUUUAUCACGUUUCAUGGCAUGCCCUGUAAAUCUAAUUUGUCUUUAGUUCAUCCCUCUCUAGUUCUCCUCUUCGUCUCUUCUUCCGUCUUUAUACUUCUCUCUUGAGGGUAAGAAACUACGGAAAUGAUCCCGUGAAGAUUCUUAAACGGACAAAAUGAUUCUGUUUCUCUUGGAUGGUUUUAGAUCUACAGUGGACGUAAAUUUGUGUGGGCUGUCGGUUGUUAGAGCAGAAUAGGAAGGCUGUUUUACUGUAGCUCUUAGGUGCCAUUGGACCCUGGAGUAAAUUCCUUGUUGUAUGGGGAGAAAGCCAAUAAGUGAAAAAGAAUGAAAAAUAGGAAAAGAAGUAACAAUACGGAAGAGGGAGGAAUCCGAGGGCAUUCUUGAUGGCUCAUGGCUCAUGACACGCCUCGGCUAUUUGUCUGGGUGUAGUGACUCCAAUUUAUCCGAGAAUUCUAUUUGAGAGACACGUGCGUCUAUAAAUGUCCUGCCAUUACGAAAACCCCCAUAGCUUCUGGGAUUUUACAUGGUACACGAGCCAUUCGUAUAACCUCUCUAUAUCGCGUAUAUGGGAGAACCAUAGAAGAAUCAUGAAAAUAUGCUUACAACUUCUCAUUAUAAAUACUUCCUUAAAGUAUCUACAUUGUAAAAUUUAUAACAGACGAUAUAAAAACACAAUAAGUUUAUUUUAAAAGGCAGUAUGGAAAGUCGCCUGGUCGAUCUAGUUAUUUGAUUUGUUUCUUCGACAUAAAGAAUUUAAAAUUCAAAAAUUCAGAGCUACGCCUACGUCAAUCUGCAACCC